AUGGACAUGUCCAUGAAUUUGUCACGUGGUUUAAGAGCGGAGCUGAUCCAACCCUAUAACUUCGAGAUGUCGCGGGACCUAAGGCCCUUUUUGGAGGAGUACUGGGUUAGCUCAUUCCUCAUAGUGGUGGUCUAUCUGUUGCUCAUCAUUGUUGGCCAGAACUACAUGAGAGCACGGAAGGGCUUCAGCCUGCAGGGGCCUCUCAUCCUCUGGUCCUUCUGCCUGGCCAUAUUCAGCAUGCUGGGCACAGUGAGGAUGUGGGAGUACAUGGGAACCGUGCUGUUUACGCUGGGCCUCAAGCAGACCGUGUGCUUCGGCAGCCACACGGAUGCUCUCGUAGUCAAAUUCUGGUCCUGCGUCUUUCUUCUCAGCAAGAUCGUUGAACUUGGAGACACGGCCUUCAUCAUCCUGCGUAAGCGGCCACUCAUCUUUGUGCACUGGUACCACCACAGCACAGUGCUGCUGUUCACGAGCUUUGGAUACAAGAACAAAGUACCUUCAGGUGCCUGGUUCAUGACCAUGAACUUGGGUGUACAUUCCAUCAUGUACACCUACUACACCCUGAAAGCUGCCAAGGUCAAACACCCCAGCAUGCUUCCCAUGGUCAUCACCAGCCUGCAGAUCCUGCAAAUGGUAAUGGGAGCUAUCUUUGGCAUCCUGAAUUACAUCUGGAGGCAGGAAAAAGGAUGCUACACAACAACAGAACACUUCUUCUGGUCCUUUAUGUUAUAUGGGACCUAUUUCAUCCUAUUUGCUCAUUUCUUCCACCAAGCCUACCUCAGGCCCAAGAGCAAAGCUAAGUCCAAGAGCCAAUGAGAGUUGGAAAGAAAGAGGGAGCCUGGGGCUUUCCUCCAUAGCACUAAGGGUUAGGUGUGGGAGAAUGACUAGGGUGCCUUCCCUGUAUGGUUUCCCCCAUGGGACAUGUACCCCAAAGUGGCAGGGAGCUAUGACAACCAAGAAAUGGCACCCUUGGAAUAGGGGUGUGGUCUGGCACGAUGAUGUUUCUAUCUUCAGCGUGAAGGAAAAGCAAGGAAGGGGAUAGGACGGAGGUCCUUAAA
Psammomys obesus (fat sand rat) is the source of this 1058-nucleotide messenger RNA. It is a transcript of the gene Elovl3, whose product is annotated as ELOVL fatty acid elongase 3. Gene Ontology annotation, biological process: fatty acid elongation, saturated fatty acid; fatty acid elongation, monounsaturated fatty acid; fatty acid elongation, polyunsaturated fatty acid. The record is from RefSeq and is a predicted model, not a curated record. Bases 1 to 816 code for a protein of 271 amino acids. Gene Ontology annotation, cellular component: endoplasmic reticulum; endoplasmic reticulum membrane. NCBI's taxonomy places the organism in Eukaryota, Metazoa, Chordata, Mammalia, Rodentia, Muridae. The transcript is spliced from 4 exons. Gene Ontology annotation, molecular function: fatty acid elongase activity.